Messenger RNA from Pseudopipra pipra, 2523 nucleotides. RefSeq lists its product as uncharacterized. NCBI's taxonomy places the organism in Eukaryota, Metazoa, Chordata, Aves, Passeriformes, Pipridae. Gene Ontology annotation, biological process: regulation of dopamine secretion; vesicle fusion; cellular response to calcium ion. Gene Ontology annotation, molecular function: clathrin binding; calcium ion binding; phosphatidylserine binding. The transcript is spliced from 4 exons. The coding region runs from base 1 to 1797 and encodes 598 amino acids. Gene Ontology annotation, cellular component: synapse; axon; exocytic vesicle. The record is from RefSeq and is a predicted model, not a curated record.
AUGCCUGAGGCAGUGCAUCUGCAGAUCUUCCUCGGUGCAGGCCUGUCCCUCCUCUGCCUCAGCAUCCUCCUGGGCUGUGCCAUGUGCUGGUGGCACCGCCGGCGCCCAAGUCCCCACCCCAGCCGGGAGUGGGCAGCCAUGGAGCUGGGACCUGCUCUGCCUGCCGUGACUGUGCCAGUGCCCAUCCAGCAACAGUAUGAGGAGAUGGCAGGAGAGGUGGUGGGUGCUCAGGCAAAAGAGGGUUCCUUGGCACCACCAGCAUCCUAUGGGAGUUUGCUCCGUGUCAGAGCAUCCUUGCCCGCUCUCCCCUUCCUCCCGCAGCUGGCGGGAGCGUGGCAGCGCUGCUGCACCAUCUCUGGAGCCAAACUCCUCCGCAACACGGAGAGCCCGCUGGUCCACCCCGUCACAGGAUCCCCACUGCCCUCCGAGCAGCGUCCCCGGCUCCACUGCGACUUGUCCUACUCACCACCCGAGGCCACUCUCACCGUGACAAUUCUCGGCGUCUCCCACCUGCCCAAGGGGCUGCAGGACGACCGGGGCUCCUACGUCAAGGUGUACCUGGUGCCGCGGCUCCCGGCGUGCCAGCGCGUGGCCGUGCGCCGCCGGAGCCUCCGCCCUGCCCCCCUGGAGCCGUGCCAGUUCGGCCCAUACAGCCCAGAGGAGCUGAGCAGCUUCACCCUGCGCUUCGCUGUCUACGCCAGGUCGCGCAGCCUCAGGGACUCUUUUGUGGGGGAGGUCCUGUUCCCCUGCGCCCAGGCCUCUUGGGACCCCCAGGCCUCUUCCAGCUACACCUGGGAGCUGGCGAGCACCAAAACCAAGCUCAGGAAGAGAAGGUUUCACGGCGUCUCCUGCUCUCUCCUCCCAUUCCAGUGCCUCAGAGCCCACAACAGGAGCUGCAGCGUCCUCUCCUCAUCACCCAAAUCCCUCGGCCAGCUCUUCCUUCUCCUCCAGUACCAGGCUCUGGCCAGCCGCAUCAAGGUGCUGGUCCGCAAGGCACAGGGCCUGGGCCGGCUCUCACACAUGCCAGGCAUGCCAGGUAGGACACGGGACAUGGACCAGGAGGUGAGGAGAUGCCCAGGUGGGCACAGGGGAUGCGAGGUGAGGACUUCAGAGGUCCCUGCUCCAGACCCCAGAGGGGCAGGUGAAACCUCAGGAGCUGUCUGUGCUCUUCCCAUGGUUCCACAGAGGUUCUGUAGCCCCCCUGGCACAGCUGGGGAACUUCCAGCCUCCCUCCCUGCCAUGUGUCCAGAGCAGGUCCCUCUCUCCAUGGCUCUGUCUCCGUUUCCAGGUCACUACAUCAUCAUCCACCUUUACCACAAUGGCUGUGUCAUUGACACCAAGGAGACCAAGUCCAUCAGUGGCUACAACCCUGUGUGGAACAAGCCUUUCCUCUUCAGCAUCCCUGCUGGGGAUAUCCAGCAGCAAGAGCUGGCAUUGGAGUUCAUUGUCAUGCAGGUGAGAUGGAUGGAGGUGACCAUGGCUGUGAAGGUGACCUGGAUCUCCUGUGCUCCUGCACCUGGGGGGCUUAGCCCCCAGAGGAGCCAUUUCUUGAUGCCCACAGGAGGUUGCUGGGGUGGGAUCACUCUUUUUGGGACGAUGGAAAGCCACCAGCCAUGUCCCAUUUCCCCUCUCCUGCCACAGGCUCGCCUCCACACCCGUGGCUCUGCGCUGGGCUGUGUGCGGGUGGGGCCACGUGCCCCUGGGACCGGGCUGCUCCACUGGAGGGACAUGUGCAGCCAGGGACCACUGGAGUCAGAGCAGUGGCACCAGAUCCAGCCCAACACCCUCAGACCCUGAUCCUGCCCACAGUCCACAGACAGGGCUUGCCCAGGACUCAGGUGCCCACAGGAGUGAGCCAAAUGGGAUCUCCGAGCCAUGGAGAGGUGAGGUCUCACCCGCACAUCAUUGUGGGAUAAGUCUGGGCUCCAACUCCAGGACUGGAGAUCAGUGGUGGUCGGCACAACCCCUUCCUGAACGGCUCUGGAGGAGACUGAGCCUGUCUGAGGUGGCUUCAACACUGGGGAGAGAAGAGGAGCCUUUCUCUGUUCUGUCCACCAUCACCACCUCGGUGACUACACACGGAACCUUGGCUGUUGCAGGAGAUGGGUGGGAAGAUCAUCCAGCUGGGAGAGCAGCCCCAUGGCCACCACAGUGGUUGCAUCUACUGCCCCUUCCAAGCCACCAUCACUAGCCCACCCUUCCCAUUCAGCCCCCUGAGCUCGGACACACCUGAGAGAGGACCUGCUGAUAUCACCUGGUGAGAAAGAUGUCCACUGGCAUUUUUAAUUAAUUGCUGACCCAAACAAGUGGUUGAUAAACAAAUAAAGGGGUCAGGGAUGAUUGCAUGUGUGGAGUCAGUGGAAUUCUGUCCUACCCAUGGGCCAGCAGUGUCCAUGGUCCACCAUGUCCUCUGGAGCGGUGGCCUGGGUGAGAAGGGAGGUCACCUUGAGGGGUGGGAGAGAGCAAAUCCCUGCCUGGUGCUAAUUAGUGAAUUAUCAGGACUGAGGCCCCUCUCCAAGUGGG